Drepanopeziza brunnea f. sp. 'multigermtubi' MB_m1 is the source of this 951-nucleotide messenger RNA. RefSeq lists its product as uncharacterized. The record is from RefSeq and is a predicted model, not a curated record. NCBI's taxonomy places the organism in Eukaryota, Fungi, Ascomycota, Leotiomycetes, Helotiales, Drepanopezizaceae.
AUGGCAAGCCGUCAGCCAAAUCCUCCUGCCUACCCCGCUACAGACAGCGCUGUUUUGUAUGGCAAUAAAGAGCUCUAUGCACGUAUUGGCAAAAUUGCUGAGCAAGAGGGGGGAAAGAGGCUAGUUGAGAAGUUCGAUAUUCCUAUUCGAAGUGGGAAAGCCUGGGUUGUGAAGAAAGGCCAACUCUGUGUUCUUUCCACCCCUCAAGGACCCCAAGUAGGAGACUUGAACAUCUUCUCUCUGCACAAUCCCCGAGAACAUUUCUGGGCCUCUCGGACCCGACAGUUACACGCCUCGCACGUUUCGGUGGGUGAUAGGCUGUGGUCGAAUCUACCAUACCUUAGACCACUAGUCACCAUCGUAGCGGACAGUUUGAAAGACUAUGGUGUGGAUGAAGUGGGUGGCCGGUGUCAUGACUUGCUUGGGACAAGGUGUGAUCCUUAUGUGGACUACCUCUUGAGUGGAGACGACUUCGACUACCACUGCCACUCCAACCUCGUUCGCGCUGUGCUGCCCUAUGGGCUCACUGAAGCAGACGUCCAUGAUGUCCUCAACGUGUUCCAAGUCACUAGACUAAAUGAAGACGGAAAAUACUGCAUGGAGACUUGCCCAGCAAAGCCUGGAGAGUAUUUUACGUUCUUUGCUGAGACUGAUGUGUUAUGUGCUUUGUCUACCUGCCCUGGUGGUGAUCUUUCUGUCUACGGGUGGGGCGGAGAUUCAGCUCAGAGGAUGCUGGAGACCUGCCGACCGCUUGGGGUUGCUGUCUAUGAUAUUGAGAACAAGGUUGAUGUGUUGGAAGGCUGGAGGGAGAGUGAGCCUGCGAAGUAUAAGGGUUUGCACGGCCUAAAGAUCCCGUGCGAGAAACAUGGGCUGGACAAUUUUCUCGAAAGUGCCACUACCAGCCAGCAACUUACUCUGAUGAGCAUGUACUACACCACCACCAUAGAGUAA